AAAAGGAUUUAAAAUUGUGACCUAAAAUCGGAAGUCAAAUUCAUACCCAAACUCAGCGCAACUGAACGUUUGAUCGGCCGACUAAAUUCCCGAUUGCUAUAGGUUGAAGAUAGGGAGAGGGAGAUGGUGCUUUCGCAGAAAAUUCACGAUGCGUUCAAGGGGACGGUGGAGCGAAUGACCAGCCCGCGGACCGUCUCCGCAUUCAAAGAGAAAGGUGUACUCAGCAUCAACGAAUUCAUUCUCGCCGGCGAUAAUCUCGUCUCCAAGUGCCCCACCUGGUCUUGGGAAUCAGGGGAUCCGGGCAAAAGGAAGUCAUAUUUGCCCCAAGACAAGCAAUUCUUGAUAACUAGAAAUGUCCCUUGUCUUCGCAGAGCUGCUUCAAUUGGAGAAGAAUAUGAAGCUGCGGGGGGUGAGGUUUUAGUUGACAAUGAGGAUAAUGAUGGUUGGCUGGCAACUCAUGGAAAACCUAAAGAAAAAACGGAUGACAAUGAUAAUGUGCCCUCCAUGGAGACUCUAGAAAUCUCCAAGAAGAACACUUCUAUCCAGUCAAUCCCAUCUUACUUUGUAGGGGAGGAAGAUGAUAUUCCAGACAUGGAAGAAUUUGAUGAGGCGGACAACGUUGUUGAAAAUGAUCCUGCAACACUGCAGACCACAUAUCUUGUGGCUCAUGAGCCUGAUGAUGACAACAUCCUACGAACCAGAACAUAUGAUGUCAGCAUCACGUAUGACAAAUAUUACCAAACGCCUCGUGUUUGGCUCACUGGAUAUGACGAGUCAAGGAUGCUUUUGCAACCAGAACUUGUUCUUGAAGAUGUUAGUCAAGACCAUGCACGUAAAACGGUAACCAUUGAAGACCAUCCACACUUGCCUGGUAAGCAUGCAUCAGUACAUCCAUGCCGCCAUGGGGCUGUAAUGAAAAAAAUUAUUGAUGUUUUAAUGUCACGUGGAGUAGAGCCUGAAGUUGACAAGUACCUUUUCUUAUUCUUGAAAUUUAUGGCUUCCCUGAUUCCUACCAUAGAGUACGAUUACACCAUAGACUUUGAUCUUGGUAGCUCCAGCUCCUAAUUCUAAGAUUGAUGGAGUCAAUAUUCUGAAGCACCGAAGCUCGUAUUCGUGCAGUGUUCUAUCUGCUUACUACUGAAUUAUCAUCCAUGUAAAUAGAUGUCGAUUAGCUCUACGUUGAUUUAAGUUGGUAUGCACGUGCUUGUAAUUAUGUCAAGAUAUGGCAAAAUAAAAAACCCAAAAAAAAUUUAGACAAGAAUCAAGAUUAAAAAUUAUAUUUGAUGUUUGGUGAUUGAAGUGUA
Molecule: messenger RNA, 1304 nt
Organism: Salvia hispanica
Lineage: Eukaryota; Viridiplantae; Streptophyta; Magnoliopsida; Lamiales; Lamiaceae
Gene: ATG3
Product: autophagy 3 (APG3)
Biological process (GO): glycophagy; nucleophagy; autophagosome assembly
Cellular component (GO): phagophore assembly site; cytosol
Molecular function (GO): Atg8-family ligase activity
Source: RefSeq, a predicted model, not a curated record